CUCACCAGCUCCACCUCGCCGGUCCCGAGUCCAGCUAAUUAACUAGCUUCCGUCAUUCAUCAACAUGCGUCUAUUGGGCAUCUCGCGAGCUCCAGGCCACGUGCCGGCGCCGGGAUGCACCCACCGGGGGGCGGCCGCGCCCGGGGCUCGAACGAAUGCGGGGGGCCCUAGCCAGCCCCGGGGGGAGUCACGGGGAGCCCGAGGCGGCCGUGUUUAUUGGGAGAUCGGGGCGUUUUCACAGACAUGGACACUUGGGCCCGGAGGAGGCGAGGGGCACCCACUCGGCCACUCCGGCCGCACCGCGGGGUCUUGGCCCUCGCAGGGACGCAGGCCGACCACGGAGGGAAACGCUGGCGGGGACGUGCCUGCGGCGGAGGAGAUCCCGCGGUGCCGGCCGCGGGCCAAGGAGAGGCCGCCGCGCAGCGCGAGGCUUCUGGGAACUUGGCAGACACAGAUUAGAGAGACCCGCCGGCGAGCUUCGUUGUUGUCCUUCUGGGAUCUCGUUCCCAUGAGAGCAGAACCUCUGCGAAAGAAGAAGAAGGUAGAUCCUAAAAAAGACCAAGCAGUAAAGGACCGUUUGAAAAAGAGGAUCCGACGACUGGAAAAGGCUAGCCAGGAGCUAAUUCCCAUUGAAGAUUUUAUUACACCUGUGAAGUUCUUGGAUCAAGCACGACAGCGGCCUCACACAGAGCUCCCCUUUGAGGAAGGCGAGCGGAGAGCUCUGCUCCUGAAGAAGUGGUCCCUGUACAAGCAGCGAGAGCAUGAGAUGGAGAGGGACACCAUCAGGUCCAUGCUUGAGGCCCAGCAGGAAGCUCUGCAGGAGCUACAACUCAUGUCCCCAGAGCUCCAUGAGGAGGCCAUCAAGCGGGACCCCAGUCUGUUCCCCUUUGAGAGAGAAGGGCCAGAUUACACACCACCGGUCUCCAACUACCAGCCCCCUGAAGGCAGGUACCAGGACAUCACCAAGGUGUACACACAGGUGGAGUUCAAGAGAUAGAGCUGCAGGCAGCCGUCCACAGAACACAUUGCCCCUGAGAGCCAGACGGACCCAGGCUCCAGCCUGCCUGUCACAGAAUCAGGCAUGCUGUGAAUAAAUAUAAGUUUAAUCAA
Equus quagga is the source of this 1110-nucleotide messenger RNA. RefSeq names its product mitochondrial ribosomal protein L40 (gene MRPL40). The coding region runs from base 65 to 997 and encodes 310 amino acids. Lineage: Eukaryota; Metazoa; Chordata; Mammalia; Perissodactyla; Equidae. Gene Ontology annotation, cellular component: mitochondrial ribosome; mitochondrial large ribosomal subunit. The transcript has 4 exons. The record is from RefSeq and is a predicted model, not a curated record.